Molecule: messenger RNA, 1205 nt
Organism: Eruca vesicaria subsp. sativa (arugula)
Lineage: Eukaryota; Viridiplantae; Streptophyta; Magnoliopsida; Brassicales; Brassicaceae
Source: the annotation of a GenBank genome assembly
AAAAAAAAAAAAUCAUAAAGUAUCUUCCUUUUUUUGUUUGGGUCAAAAAAAGUAUCUUCCUUUUUGUCUGAAACAGAGCUUUUAAAGUCAACUUCGAUCUCUUUUGCAAAAAAGUGUUUGCCUUUUCUUCUGUAUUAACGUAUCUAGCGAUGUCAGGUUACCCUCCGACGAGCCAAGGUUACGGUUACGGCAGCGCAAAUCAACCGCCGCCACCUUACUCCUCCGGCGGAAACAAUCCAUCGUACGGAUCAUCUCCUUACGCUGUCCCCUACGGCGCACCAAAGCCGUCAUCCUCUUCCGCGCCGCCGUCUGCUCCGUCCUACGGCGCAGCGCCUCCUUCAGCACCCUACGCGCCUCCUCCUUCUGCACCGUACGCGCCGCCUUCAUCAGGGGACUACAAGCCGCAAAAGGAGAAGCCUUACGGCGGUUACGGAGCUCAACCACCGCAGCCUGGACCUUCAGAUUACAGUAGUUACGGUGCUGCUCCGGCGCAGCCGGGUUACGGAGCUCCACCGAAGCAUGGACCUUCAGAUUACGGUAGUUACGGUUCUGCUCCACCACGUCCAGCACAGCCUGGUUACGGAGCUGCUCAACCUCGUCCGGGGCACGGAGGAUACGGAGGUUAUCCUCCUCAGGGAUCUUAUGGAAGUCCCUUUGCUUCUCUGAUUCCUUCUGGUUUUGCUCCGGGGACGGAUCCGAACAUUGUGGCUUGCUUCCAGGCUGCUGAUCAGGAUGGAAGUGGGUUUAUUGAUGACAAGGAGCUUCAAGGAGCUCUCUCCUCUUAUCAGCAGAGAUUCAGUAUGAGAACUGUUCAUCUCCUUAUGUAUCUGUUCACCAAUAGCAAUGCCAUGAAGAUCGGACCUAAGGAGUUUACAGCACUUUUCUACAGUCUUCAGAACUGGAGGUCUAUCUUUGAGAGGUCUGAUAAGGAUAGGAGUGGGAGGAUAGAUGUGAAUGAGCUGAGAGAUGCGCUUAUGAGCCUUGGUUUCUCAGUUUCUCCUGGGAUUUUGGAUCUUCUAGUUUCUAAAUUUGACAAAAGUGGUGGCAAGAAUAGAGCCAUUGAGUAUGAUAACUUCAUUGAGUGCUGUCUCACUGUUAAGGGACUGACAGAGAAGUUUAAGGAGAAGGACACAGGAUACUCAGGGUCAGCUACUUUUACUUACGACACCUUCAUGCUCACUGUCCUCCCUUUCCUCAUCGCUUAA